Messenger RNA from Dendroctonus ponderosae (mountain pine beetle), 657 nucleotides. Its product is annotated as magnesium-dependent phosphatase 1. Bases 149 to 640 code for a protein of 163 amino acids. Lineage: Eukaryota; Metazoa; Arthropoda; Insecta; Coleoptera; Curculionidae. The transcript has 4 exons. Gene Ontology annotation, molecular function: acid phosphatase activity. The record is from RefSeq and is a predicted model, not a curated record.
GUAACCUCUGUGAUCUGUGGAUUAUUGAGAGGUUACAUUGUUUGUAUCUUGUGUACUUUGACGUUUUUAUGUGUUCAUUUAUCAUUUUCUAUUUAAAAGGAAUAUAAAGUAUAUUCGACUUCGUAUUGUAUACCCAAAGUGAUACAGCAUGAAAGUGGAGAAUUUGAAGAUUAUCGUUUUUGAUUUAGAUUAUACACUUUGGCCCUUCUGGAUCGAUACCCAUGUUUCGCCCCCAUUUAAAAAACAAUCCUCCAAUCGGAUAGUCGAUAAUUAUGGCGCCAAAGUGAAAUAUUACCCCGAAGUUCCGGAGAUUUUAAAAAACUUACAAAACCAGGGUUAUGAGCUGGGCAUCGCCUCGAGAACAUCGGAAAUUCAGGGCGCUAAACAAUUACUUAAUCUGCUUGGAUGGGACAAGUAUUUUACCUACUGGGAAAUUUUCCCCGGUAGCAAAGUCACUCACUUCAAUAACAUCAAAAAGCAGUCCAAUUGCCACUUUGAGGAAAUGCUUUUUUUCGACGAUGAAAAUCGCAAUAUCACCGACAUCACUCGGUUAGGAGUAGUUUCGAUAUUGGUAAAGAACGGCGUUAGUAAAAGUGUGGUGGAGAAUGGCAUUCAAAAGUAUAUCGAGGCGAGAAAAUAAACAAGUUGCAAACAAAA